Recurvomyces mirabilis is the source of this 1239-nucleotide messenger RNA. RefSeq lists its product as uncharacterized. Lineage: Eukaryota; Fungi; Ascomycota; Dothideomycetes; Mycosphaerellales; Teratosphaeriaceae. The record is from RefSeq and is a predicted model, not a curated record. Bases 1 to 1239 code for a protein of 412 amino acids. The transcript has a single exon.
AUGAGCGGUCUCGAAGUCAUUGGCUUUCUCUUUGGUGCGUGUGGCUUUAUUGGGCAGGUAAUACAUUAUUCGAAAAAGUAUCGCCAGAAGAAACGGGAAAGAGUCACUACGGGAUCGACACAGAUCGUCACGACACAGACCAGCGGUUCUAAUGGCCAGCUCACAAGAGUGCGGCGCUCGUCGCAAUCUCAAGUCGCCGUGCAGCUCGACCACGGACGAACGAUUCGAGGGCAGUGGCAGCACUUCUCCGAGAUCCAGCGCGACAACAACGAGGUCGUACGCGCCGAUAUCCGUGCCAUCGAGCGCUCUUACGACAGUCGGGAUCGUGCGAACGAAGUGGCUUGGGAGACGGUUCGGGCUAUGAAUGCUGUCUAUGUCGAGGAGAACGUGCGCUUUACUGUCGUGACUCUAGUAAGGGCGAGUUUCAUAACCUUCCUGGCUUUCUUCCUAGGAGUUUAUACCGGCGAGAACAGCAUCUUGAAGCAAUUUCACUAUCCAUCCCCAUGGAACUUUGCUGCUUUCGAAUCAGAAGAUGACGGAGACUUGUUGCAGCACUCGGCUGUGACUGUUGCGAAAGGUGCGAUUUCUGGGUUCACGUUCAUACCUAUACAGCUCCCGUGGUUUACCUUCAAGGCGCUAUUGGACGGCCUCGCAGCGUUCCUGGGAGCUGACGGUGCCGGCGUCGCUGGCAGAUACUCCACUGUUGGCGAGAGAGCGGUGUCCACGCACGUGGGAGCUGCGCAGACAGCUGCCGAACAUAAUGCAGCUGUCUUCGACAUCAUCAAGACAUUAUCGGUCUCCGGCGUGACCACAAAUACUGCAGCCACGACAGUCAAUUCAGUUUACUCGGCCCUCAGCAGUGUGACAUGGCUCUGGUGUCUUCCUUCGAACUUUAUUCUCAACCUCAUUGUCACCGCUCUACAAUUCUACUUCGUACCGAGAAGCAUCACGAUCCCAGGUCUCGGCAUUAUCGCUACCAUCGUCAUCAUGCUCUUCUGCUUCGCAUGUCUGCAGAGCGUGCAGACCUGCAAAGGCAAAGGUGACCUAGGGAUAGAGUUGGUCAUGUUAUCGUUCAGCACUCCGUUCUGCGUGAUGAGCUUGUGCUGGCUCUCAGACGUGCUGGGGAUAUCGGAGAUGACGGCGAGCGCACUUGUUGCUCUUCCGUACGCCAUGAUGCUCUUCGGUGGACGGUGGUGUGACUCUUGCUAUCUCAGUUGCGCGCAUCAGACGGAAGGAUGA